AUGCAUUUUAACCUUCGAGGAUCGAUCAAUCGACGACUGACACAAUUUGGUUCCGGCGCCUAUUCACCCGGUACUCUUGUGCACUUCAGUGAUCCGACCCGUUCUGAAUUUAUCCUCCUCGAACAAAUCAGUUUCUAUUUAAGAGAAAAUAUUCUCAUAACCUUUCAAGAAACACCCAAAGAUCUAUUCGAUUCAAUUAAAAAUCGCAUUCGACAAGGUAAAGGUCGUAUAAGAAAAUCAAAAGUCGACUAUUUAUUCUAUUCACUUAUCGAUGUCAUUGUCGAUCACUAUAUGGAUGUUUUGGAUACAAUGCGUAUGAAAGUCGACUUGAUUGAUAAUCAUCUACUUAUGAAAAAACUUAAACGUGAUACAUUAGAAUCGAUCUGUGAUAUGAAACGUAACAUGCUCUAUUUACGUGCAAUUAUUUCGCCAUUAAAAGAAAUUAUUAUUAAACUACAAAAAGAAGAAGAAACUCAAAUUAUGCAAGAGAGUACAAAUAUAUAUUUGAAAAAUUUAUUUGAUCGUGUUGUACAAGUCAAUGAUUCGAUUGCACAAAUGGAAAAUCAUCUGAAUUCAUUUCAAAAUGAUAGAAAGAAGCAAAAUACGCCUUGCCUGACUUUUUAG
Messenger RNA from Didymodactylos carnosus, 624 nucleotides. The record is from the annotation of a GenBank genome assembly. Lineage: Eukaryota; Metazoa; Rotifera; Eurotatoria; Philodinida; Philodinidae.